AUCCUCGCCCCCACUGCUGCCUCCAUCCCUCCCCCUGCGCCCCCAUCUCAACCGCCCCCCAUCACCUUCCUGGGCUCAAUGCUCUUCUCACGCUUUGUCUCUGGUUGUCGAGUCGUGCCUCAGGGUGUGAAGCAAACUAUUGGAGGAGUGUCACUGCAAGGAUUUGGAGCUUCUUAUGACAGUUAUCAUGUACCCUAUCUCACUGCAGCCGCUGCUAUAGGAGGUUCGAAGGAGGAAGUGGAUGAUUUUAUUUUACGACUUGAUAAGUGCCUUGUUGAUUAUAGAAAGAAGCUGCAGACUUCCACAGUCAGUAAUCUCAGUGAUUCUGAAGCAACCUCGAUGCCAUGAUAUCAUACGGUAAGCCCUUGUCAAGAACCAAGACAAGUGGGCGCGUUGCUGUGAAAUCCCUGAGAAAGAAGAGGCCAUUUGUGUCCCAGCCUCUCAGGUCCGAGCCUGUCAGAUCCGAGCCUGCCAGGUCCGAGUUAAGAGCUGGAUCUACUGCGCCUGGAGAAGCGCGAGGAGGAGAACGGGGAAGGGGAGGAGGAGGUGGUGGAGAGAGAGGGGGGGGUGGAGGAGGAGGAGGCCGAGGAGGCGGAAGAGGAGGAGGAGGAGGAGGAGGAGGAGGAGGAGGAGGAGGAGGAGGAGGAGGAGGAGGAGGAGGAGGAGGAGGAGGAGGAGGAGGAGGAGGAGGAGGAAGAGGAGGAACGAAAGUGGUCGACGCGGUAGACACAAGAUCAAUGAAACAGCAGCAGCAGUAGCAGCAGCCAGGUUGGUAUGAUGAAA
Messenger RNA from Closterium sp. NIES-67, 783 nucleotides. Lineage: Eukaryota; Viridiplantae; Streptophyta; Zygnematophyceae; Desmidiales; Closteriaceae. The record is from the annotation of a GenBank genome assembly.